UCAUGAAGAGAUUGGGCUGAUUGCAUAACGGGCUUGUGUAGAGGCUGGAUGAUUGGCAUGGGCCAAUGGGCUCAAUUAAAUACUCUAUAGCCCACAGACAUAACAGUAACACCCGCCGUUUUCAGUUGAGAAACAGCCGCCAACGAUUAACGGUGAAGUUGCACGAGUAUCUGGGAAUGGAUUUGGCACAUUGCUGCUUAGAGGGCAAUGCUGAUGCGGUGGAGUUUUGUCCGCACGAAUCGUAUCGCCAUGUUCUGGCGGCUUCAACUUACACAUUGCAAGAGGGCGAUCAGCCGAGUCGAGCAGGAAGCAUAUCGCUUUUCAGUGUUGAUGCUGACACGGCUCGCCUGGAUUUGUGUCAGCGCAUUGAAACGGCGGGAAUCUUUGAUAUAAAGUGGAACCCAGUUGGAGAAUGCGGUGAUCCUCUUCUUGCGCAAGCUGAUGCUGAUGGUUACUUGAGAAUUCUCAGUCUUGGGUGCUCUUCAGAUGAAGCAAAAGGGUUUUCUUUGAGAGAGAUAGCUGAUGAAAAGAUCAGUUCUUCCAUGUGCCUUUUCCUGGAUUGGAACCCUUCAGCCACAUCCAUCACCGUGGGGCUUUCGGAUGGUUCUGUCUCGAUAGUUUCAGUGGGGGAGUCGCAGCUUGAGACUCAAGAAUCGUGGAAAGCGCAUGAUUUUGAGGUUUGGACAACUUCAUUUGAUACCCACCAGCCCCAGUUAGUAUACAGCGGCUCAGAUGACUGCAAAUUCAAAUGCUGGGAUUUGCGAGAUGGUCCGUCGAAGUUGGCAUUUCAGAAUUCCAAGGUCCAUACAAUGGGAGUUACUUGCAUAGCCAAAAACCCCAACGACCCCAAUACUGUACUUACUGGUAGCUAUGAUGAGUACCUAAGGGUAUGGGAUGUAAGAUCAAUAUCAAAACCAGUUAAUGAAACGUCUACUUGUUUAGGAGGAGGAGUCUGGAGAAUCAAGUACCAUCCGUUUGUAAGCGGUCUAGUCUUGGCAGCUUGUAUGCACAAUGGCUUUUCUAUUGUCAAGAUUAAUGGGGAUAAAACUCAAGUCAUUGAAACAUACACUAAGCAUGAGUCACUUGCAUAUGGAGCUGAUUGGCAUAGAGAGGUAUCAUUCCGUGAAGGCAAAGAAAAUAGCACUUUAGUCGCAACGUGCUCGUUUUAUGACCGCCUUCUCCGGAUAUGGAUGCCCAAAAGUGAUUUGAAGUUGCACCAGGACAUUGUGCUUUGAUCACAUCUUCCUAGUUAAAUUGGGAACGAUGGUGUCCCUUUUGGGGAUUCGGCUUUGGCACCUGGUUAGGUAUGCAUUACUCCUCGAAACUUCAAGUUAUGGUUAUGUCAAGGUUAAACAAAUCAUCAUGCUUACUACUUUCUAAACUAAAGCUCAGAGAGCAACACAACCCAUUGGAACAUGGGCUUAUGCAUUAAUCAUGGUACCUAUGCUUGUCUUUUUUCUAUUAAUUGCUUCAAGUAAUUCAAGUUCUGGCUAUGUAUUAAACAAGUAACCCAUGAAACAGGGGUCCUGGUUUUACUGCCUUUGAGGUCUGUAAACAAAUACAAAGUUGGUCUUGGGUCAUGGAUUUGGAUUUGACCUUACUUCUCAAUAAAAUUCCUAAUGAUCCUAAAGCUG
Rosa rugosa (rugosa rose) is the source of this 1634-nucleotide messenger RNA. RefSeq lists its product as uncharacterized. NCBI's taxonomy places the organism in Eukaryota, Viridiplantae, Streptophyta, Magnoliopsida, Rosales, Rosaceae. The transcript is spliced from 3 exons. Gene Ontology annotation, molecular function: protein binding. The record is from RefSeq and is a predicted model, not a curated record. The coding region runs from base 66 to 1235 and encodes 389 amino acids.